Anneissia japonica is the source of this 1868-nucleotide messenger RNA. RefSeq names its product cathepsin L1-like. The transcript has 7 exons. The record is from RefSeq and is a predicted model, not a curated record. Gene Ontology annotation, molecular function: cysteine-type endopeptidase activity. Gene Ontology annotation, cellular component: lysosome. Bases 166 to 1164 code for a protein of 332 amino acids. Lineage: Eukaryota; Metazoa; Echinodermata; Crinoidea; Comatulida; Comatulidae.
GACCACAUGCUUCACACCCGGAAACUCAUUGUUACGAGCCAUACUAUAAAGUCACCAGAAGCCCGUUGAGAGGGUCAGUACAAAAAAAUAGCAGGCAGAUUAUCGUUUGUCUUUCAUCACCUUGUACUUUAUAGGCUGUCCGGCUGUUCUUGUGUGUAAAACAGAAUGCUGCGUUUUAUUGUGUUAUCGCUGGCUGUUGUAGCCACCCUAGCAAGUCCUUUUGUACAUCAGUUGGACGAAGAAUGGGACAUGUGGAAAGCAACGCAUAAGAAAGUAUAUGAGCAAGGGGAAGAACAAGUGAGGCGGUUAAUUUGGGAAGAAAAUCUUGAAAAAGUUGCCAAGCAUAACUUGGAACAUUCCAUGGGGAAACACUCAUAUAGGCUAGGCAUGAACAAAUAUGCUGAUAUGAAAAACAAGGAAUUUGUUGCCAUUAUGAAUGGUUUCAAAAAGAGUAACAAGACGAAGAGUUCUGCUUCAUCAUUUUUGGCAGCAAGCUUUAUCCAACUUCCAGAUACAGUUGACUGGAGAGAUAAGGGAUACGUUACCCCCGUCAAAGACCAAGGUCAGUGUGGUUCUUGCUGGGCCUUCAGCUCUACUGGGUCACUAGAAGGUCAAACAUUCAAGAAAACAGGGAAGCUCCCCGAUCUAAGCGAACAGAACCUAGUGGACUGCUCAAAAGAUCAGGGAAAUGCUGGAUGUGAGGGAGGUUAUAUGGAUCAAGCGUUCGAAUAUGUGAAAGUAAACAAUGGAAUUGACUCAGAGGAAUCCUACCCUUACGAAGCUAUAGAUGACACAUGCCGAUUCACGCCUAGCGGAGUGGCUGCUACUUGUACGGGUUACACUGAUGUAACAUCAGAGGAUGAGGAUGCUCUGAAGACGGCUUCAGCAACUGUUGGACCAAUCUCUGUUGCCAUUGAUGCUAGUCACGAGUCUUUCCAGUUAUACGAAUCAGGUGUUUAUGAUGAACCUGAGUGUAGUCAGGAACAGUUGGAUCAUGGUGUCCUUGUUGUAGGCUACGGUACUGAUUCAACCUCUGGAUCUGAUUACUGGUUGGUGAAGAACAGUUGGGGAACAACCUGGGGAAUGGAAGGCUACAUCAAGAUGUCGCGAAACAAGAACAACCAAUGUGGAAUAGCAAGCUCAGCUAGCUUCCCUCUUGUAUAAAAUUUUCUAACAGUUUCCCUAGGUUUCUUAAAUUCAAUGGCUGUGUAAUUUCUGGUGUUAACAUAGUUUAUAAAUCUUUUCUUGCAACAAUAUACUAUAUAUAUAUAUAUAUAUAUAUAUAUAUCUAUAUAUAUUAUACAACUUCUGUACUGUAAAAAAAAUCUUUUUAUACAUCAAGGAUAUGUACCAACAAGGAACAAAUAAAAUGGACAAAUCUUGGGUAUUAUUUUUCUUGUGUUGUGACUCGAAUACUGAGAAGACAAUGUUGAUGUCAAAUUUAUUGCAGAAUUACAAUUAUUAAUGUGUUAAUUGUGUGCGUAUUGUAUUUAUAUACCAUGCACACAGCUUAACAUGUUAUAAAUUGUUAGUGUUGUCAAAUAUUACUGUGUAUACAUAAUAUGAAAGUGUAUAAAUACUGUAAUUUAUUUCAGAGUUAAAUGAGGAAAUUCUAUACAUUUUUGACCUGAAAUAAUCAUAAAAUUUUUGAUAAGAUUAUUUGUACACUGUAUCAUCAUAUUGUACUGUAUAUUUAAUAUAUUGAGUGUUUUAUAUGUUAGAACCUAUUUAUUUCAAAUAUAUUUUUUGCGGUACAGUAUUUAUUUAGUCCAGCCUGUUGUCAGUUUUUGAUCCAUUACUAGUCUCAGUAAAUCAUGCAGUAUUUUUUCAUCUAAGGUUCAAUAAAGAAUUAUAGUAAUUGUAAAGUA